Ectocarpus sp. CCAP 1310/34 is the source of this 1660-nucleotide messenger RNA. The record is from the annotation of a GenBank genome assembly. NCBI's taxonomy places the organism in Eukaryota, Phaeophyceae, Ectocarpales, Ectocarpaceae.
AUGCGGCGGGGGCGGGGGCGGGGGCAGGAGCAAGGGCGGUCGCGGGGGUGGGGGCCCGGGCUGGCGCUGUCGGCGGCGGACCGGGCGGCGGACCGGGGGGGGGACGCUGGGGUGAACCUGUACGUGGUUGAGGGUGCAGAGCGGGCGGGUACACUUUUGCCCUUUACAGUGGGAGUGAAACGCGCGGUGGGGGGUUCCCCACGUGAGGAGGUCCUGCUGGAACGAGGACAGUGUCGCCACCGCGUGUUGGUUGGCGACGGGUGCGGCGGUUCUCCGCGGCCGGGAUGCUAUAUGUCCGCUCGUGGCGCUGCUCGCUGACGCUUUCCUCUUCUGUGGUUGCGGGAGCCCGGCCAGGCCGUUGUUGAGCUUUCUGACGAUGGCGUUGGCGCUGCCUUCCGCGGUGAGACCACGCAGCCGCGAAAACGCGCGGGGGGGGACGGGUUGCACGUCGUCCUCUGCCGGCGGGGAGAUGUCGUGGUCGGCGCGGGUCGCGACGCCAAAGUCCGAGACGUUCCCGAGAUACUCGUUGAUGUCGGUGUUGGUGUCGGUGAUCAGGCGCGUCUUCACCGCUGCUUCUUGACCCGUGAUCUCCGCUGAAUGAAGGCUGAGGUAGUCCCGGGCGUCGGACACAACGCGGCUGACUUCGGCUUUCAACUGUUGCCUGCAACCGGUCGAUGGUUCGCCUGCGGCGUAUGUGCCAUGGUCCAACACGGCGAAGAAUGCUUUCACGAACGUCUCGAGGUGAACGAUGAAGUCGCGUGGCUGCGGGGUCCACCCCGUAGGGAGGGCGAAUCGAUCAUUUCGGCGUCGGGAUAGGCCACUUUGCGCAGCAGCUGGGCGAUUGCGUUCUUUGACAGCGUGGUGCUAACGAACCACCCGCCGCGCAGCAGAAGCAGCGUCGCCGCGGACUCGGCUCCCCAUGCCUUCGUAUCGCGGCGAAACCAUUCUUUCUGUACAUGGGUGUUUAGGGCCUUGUUCGACACGUUCAUGUUUUGGCCCAGAGCUUGCGCUUGCUGGGGCUGUAGCACGAUCUGGCCACCUAGAGGGAGAUUGAUGGGCUGGGGCUGACCUUGCUGCUGGAGGCCGCCAGGGGGGAGGUGGCCAGGCUGCUGUUGCUGGUGCUGCUGCUGCUGCUGGUCCUGCGGGUGCUGCUGCUGCUGCUGCCGCUGCUGCUGCUGCUGCUGCUGCUGCAUCCUGAGCUCCAGGUUGCCGAGUCGGUCGUUUUGCUCUUUUAGCAGUACAGACAUCUGCAGCAGUAGCUGGACAGGGUUGAUGGGGGGAGGUGGGCCUCCCAGCCCGGCUGGCGCGGCUCCGCCCGCGUUCUGGUCUCCUCCUCCUGCUGCCGGAGGCGCGUUGUUGUGUCCCGCCGCCUGUUGGUUUCCCGCCGCCCCUGCUGGCUGGUUUCCCGCUGCUACUGCCUGUCCGCCACCAUGGGGAGCUGCCGCUACUGCUCCUCCUCCGCCGCCGCUGCUCUGCUGUUGGUUAGCUGCGGGCGGUGGUCCACCUGGAGGCGGCAGUGGAGGCGGUGGAGGUUGCGUUGGCUGCGCUGGCUGCGGCUGCUGGGGGGGACCCUGACCCUGCUGCUGCAGGUUGUUGCCGUUGUUCAUCGCUCCGGCGUGUCUAGGACAAACUCGAUCAAAUUCGAUCAGGUCCCAAACGA